Messenger RNA from Oncorhynchus gorbuscha (pink salmon), 7126 nucleotides. Its product is annotated as AMP deaminase 2-like. Gene Ontology annotation, cellular component: cytosol. The record is from RefSeq and is a predicted model, not a curated record. Gene Ontology annotation, biological process: IMP salvage; AMP metabolic process. The transcript is spliced from 18 exons. The coding region runs from base 404 to 2827 and encodes 807 amino acids. Lineage: Eukaryota; Metazoa; Chordata; Actinopteri; Salmoniformes; Salmonidae. Gene Ontology annotation, molecular function: AMP deaminase activity.
UCCUCUCGGUCAAGUCCAGCAAAGCCUGUAAUGUCAAUGAGUCUCACGAAACUAAGACAGCAAUUUAGAAAUGAUCCAAUUGUUUAGCUAACGAGAUAUAUAUAUUUAUACAUUCGGUGGAGAAAUGUAUUUACUCAAGCAAAUAGCUAUUGCAGCAAUAUAGCUACUUAGACAAUAAGUUCACAUUUCUGGAAUAUUUCCAAAGAUCUUUGUUUUGAAAAAACGAUUAGCUUGCUGGCUAGCGAAGUUACCAGUGAAAACAACUGUUAUAAGGCUGUAUUCGGGACGUCUGAGAGAAACAAACUGUCAGCUACAGCAAGGUUAUCAGUUGUUUCCUGGGCGAGGACAAGACAAGUGCUACAACUUUCUGCAUCAGCUCUUCGUGCUGAGCCAGGCCUCAACCAUGGCAGGUGAUCUGCGUGGUGUAGCAGGGCAGGCCAAGACUCUGAAGCCUCAGCGCUCCCUCCCUGGGACGCCCGUCACUAACCCACUCAAACACUUCCCCAUCGACCUGCGUACAUCCAUGGACGGAAAGUACAAGGAGAUUGCAGAGGAGCUGUUCACUCGCAGCCUGACGGAGAGUGAGAUGCGCACCGCUCCUUAUGAGUUCCCUGAGGACAGCCCCAUCGAGCAGCUGGAGGAGAGACGCCAACGCCUGGAAAGGCAGAUCAGCCAGGACAUCAAGCUUGAGCCAGAGAUCCUGCUCCGCGCCAAGCAGGAGUUCAUGAAAAUCGACAGUGAUGCCGACCUGGAGUUGAUGAAUCAGGAGGGUGGUGUGGACAGGACCGAUGAUGGCUGGAUGAAGGAGAGAGUAUUACCAAUGGAGCGAGAGUACCAGCGUGUGUCAAUAUCAGGGGAGGAGAAGUGUGGGGUGCCCUUCACAGACCUGGUGGAUGCAGCUAAGUGUGUGGUGAAGGCCCUGUUCAUCAGGGAGAAGUACAUCGCUCUGUCCAUGCAGAACUUCUGUAAGACCACUGCCCGUGAGCUGGGGGAGCUGGGAGAGAAACCCCUGGACCUACGCAUCUAUGAGGAGAUCCCUGAGACCCCUGUUGAUGCAGAUGCUCCAGUCCACCCCCCUGUCUCAGAGACUCACCCCUAUGAAAACCAGGUCACCAAGAACAUGCCUGCAGACACAGGGUACAGCUGUAAGAUGGUGGAUGGGGUCAUGCAUGUCUACACCAAGAAGAGCACCAUGGAGAAGAGUACAGAGUUGGACCUGCCCUACCCAGACCUGAAGGAGUACAUCGCUGACAUGAAUGUCAUGAUGGCUCUCAUCAUCAACGGACCAGUGAAGUCGUUCUGCUACCGCCGGCUGCAGUACCUCAGUUCUAAGUUCCAGAUGCACAUUCUGCUGAACGAGAUGAAGGAGUUGGCAGCCCAGAAGCAGGUUCCUCACCGCGACUUUUACAACAUUCGCAAGGUGGACACCCACAUCCACGCUUCAUCCUGUAUGAACCAGAAGCACCUUCUGCGCUUUAUCAAGCGGGCCAUGAAGAAGUACCCUGGGGAGAUAGUCCACAUGGAGCAUGGGCGGGGACAGACCCUCAUGGAGGUGUUUGAGAACAUGAACCUGACCGCCUUCGACCUGAGUGUGGACACACUGGACAUGCACGCGGACCGCAACACGUUCCAUCGCUUCGACAAGUUCAACGCCAAAUACAACCCCAUCGGAGAAUCCAUCCUGAGAGAGAUCUUCAUCAAGACAGACAACCACAUCGAGGGCAAAUACUUUGGCCACAUGAUCAAGGAGGUGAUGGCUGACCUAGAGGAGAGUAAGUACCAGAACGUGGAGCUGCGUCUGUCCAUCUACGGCCGCUCCUGGGACGAGUGGGACAAGCUGGCCCAGUGGGCCGUCAAACACCAAGUCUACUCUGACAACGUGCGCUGGCUCAUCCAAGUACCCCGCCUCUUUGAUGUGUACCGAACCAAGAAGCAGCUGGCUAACUUCCAGGAGAUGAUGGAGAACAUCUUUAUGCCUCUGUUUGAGGUCACCAUCAACCCCCACAGCCACCCUGAGCUGCACCUCUUCCUGCAGCACGUGGUGGGCUUUGACAGCGUGGAUGACGAGUCCAAGCCGGAGCACCACAUCUUCAACAUGGACAGCCCCCUGCCAGCCGACUGGACAGAGGAGGACAACCCUCCCUACUCCUACUACCUCUACUACACCUACGCCAACAUGACCGUGCUCAACCAUCUGCGCAGGAGGCGUGGUUUCCACACGUUGGUGCUGCGCCCUCAUUGCGGGGAGGCGGGGCCUGUCCACCACCUGGUGUCUGGUUUCAUUCUGUCAGAGAACAUCUCCCAUGGGCUGCUGCUCAGGAAGGCCCCAGUGCUGCAGUACCUCUACUACCUGGCUCAGAUUGGCAUCGCCAUGUCCCCCCUGAGCAACAACAGCCUGUUCCUCAGCUACCACCGCAACCCCCUGCCUGAAUAUCUGGCCAGAGGCCUUAUGGUCUCUCUGUCCACUGAUGACCCCCUACAGUUCCACUUCACCAAGGAGCCCCUGAUGGAGGAGUACAGCAUCGCCACACAGGUGUGGAAGCUGAGCUCCUGUGACAUGUGUGAGCUGGCCAGGAACAGUGUCCUCAUGAGUGGCUUCUCCCACAAGGCAAAGAGCUACUGGCUGGGGCCCAAAUACAGCAAGGAGGGCCCUGAGAGCAACGACAUCCGUCGCACCAACGUCCCGGACAUCCGCGUGGCAUACCGCAGUGAGACCCUGCUGGAGGAGCUCAACCUCAUCACCCACGCUGUGCACACCAAGGAGCUGGACAACAUCGAUGAGGAAGACACCCUCUCCAUGGCCCCCGUUGGGGCAGAAGGACACUAAAUCAACAACCAAUCAACGACUGUGCACUCAUCUCUCAGCUCUCUUGUACUAAAGCCAAGGAUACAAUGCUCCCUGAGUGGCCCCAUUUCUCUGUUGGUGAUGGGGGUGGUCAGUAUGGACUCAUGUUCCAGUCCCCCCUUCUCCCUCAACCCAGGUUCCCCUCUUCAACUCUCUCUGUUGGUGAUGGGGGUGGUCAGUAUGGACUCAUGUUCCAGUCCCCCCUUCUCCCUCAACCCAGGUUCCCCUCUUCAACUCUCUCUGUUGGUGAUGGGGGUGGUCAGUAUGGACUCAUGUUCCAGUCCCCCCUUCUCCCUCAACCCAGGUUCCCCUCUUCAACUCUCUCUGUUGGUGAUGGGGGUGGUCAGUAUGGACUCAUGUUCCAGUCCCCCCUUCUCCCUCAACCCAGGUUCCCCUCUUCAACUCUCUCUGUUGGUGAUGGGGGUGGUCAGUAUGGACUCAUGUUCCAGUCCCCCCUUCUCCCUCAACCCAGGUUCCCUCUUCAACUCUCUCUGGGUAGCCCCUUUUUUUCCUCUCUACUUCUUUUGACUCCUCCCUAUCUCUCUAAUGCUCACUGUGAGAUUUCAAUCAGCACGGCCAAGGUUGGCAGGGGGAACAUCCAGUGCUUGGAUUAUUUUCUAAUACACAUAUGGGAGGAGAGAGACUGUAGCCUGAAGUUUUUUUUUCACCUCAUCUGUUCUUCGAUCAGUUCCUGGAUCACUUUUUCUGUCACUUUGAUCUCCUGACCCUUCAAACCAAUACUUCUGCCCUUUGCUUUGUCAUGUGACCCUGCAUGAGAAAAAGGGUCCCACAGUUCAGCCUGUGAUUUGUUGGCAUGUUUGUACCCAUCACCUAAAUUACACACACACACACACACACACACACACACACACACACACACACACACACACACACACACACACACACACACACACACACACACACACACUGCACAGUUUAGCCGUCCUGAAAGCUGCUCCUCUUCCAUCACACAGUCGUGCUGCCUAAGCUCAUCUAGUUUAAUAUCUUCACAAUGAAGUAGGGAAGCAGAUACAACUUAACAUAAAUAUUAUGAGGGUGUUUGUUGUCCAUGGGUCGCCUAACCUACACAACAUGGACACACCUAAACAAUGCAUAGGUGAAUGUUCCACCCCACAUUGUUCCAACACCCGUUGCGCACUGAUAGGAACAGUCACAUGUAACUUAAAGUUUCAUGGAAACCGCAGUAACAAACUUCUAAUGUAUGGACGUACUGAGUUAAGAAAAAUGGAGAAAGGACCAAAUCUGUGUGGCCUAGAAGCAGAAGUCGUGCACAAUUCCAGUCUGUCUGCUGCUGGGUAUCUGAUGGCUUUCAUCCUUCUCUGUGCUUCUGGAAGGUUGUAGGGAUUUAUUGGCUAAAUGAGUCCUCUCGGCCGGUCUCCCUGAUCUAAGUCAGCUCUGAAUGAAAUAGCAGGCAGGACAUUCAGCAGAGAAACGGCAGCAGCCAUCAGGGCAUGGAGCUGUGUACCUGACUGGUCUAGUGCAAACAUUCCAUUAAAUUAAUAUUAAUAUCAAUGUUAUUUUUAUUUAACAAGUCACAUUAGUUAUAGAAUAUGCAGACAAAAAGAGUAGAUGUAUACUAUUCCAUGAUGUGUACAAUAUACUAAAUAUCUAAAAAGGAUAUAGAUACAUGUGUGUAUAUCUAAAGAAGCGGUACAUGUCUGUGUAUAUCUAAAGAAAAUAUAUCAGUCUGGUAGUGGAUGCUUAGAGGUGUGUAUGAUAAGAGAUGUUAAACCACAGCUUUGUUUUCCAAGCACAAGUCAAGAAGAAUGUCAGGGGGGCUCCCCUGUCCCCUUCCAAUUACCUCAACACUCAGUGUGUGUGUGUGUGUGUGUGUGUGUGUGUGUCGCUCCCACACCCCUUGGAGACCAGGACAGACCCCGGGGACUGACCUCUGGGCCCACUAUGUUAGUUAUUGCAUGCAGUGUCCUGUAUGCACCAAACCAGACAGGUGAAGGCCUUACCUCUGCUAGCCUGUCACUCUCCGUUUUCAUGCCCUGCCGCAACGCCUCACUCCUCAUCAACCAUAACACCUUUCCUCUUCAAGCUUAAGCAUUUUUGCUGUCCUAACAUCAAGGAACUGAUACCAGGCUGCGUGCUGUAUGUUAAAGUACUUUAUCCUUUAUCUACCCAGGCCUUCCAGUGAAGUGGAAGAAGCGUUUUUAGCAAUGCUCUGCUUUGCCUGCAUUUCCACCGUGCAUCUGAUGUUGUGCAUGUCUGCAUGGACCACUGUGUGGCCACGGGUGUGUCUGGGAAGCUGGUUAAAGUGCUCUGUAAUGUGAAAAAGCAACACAUGACAAUCCAAGGAAGCUGAACAACUUAUGUAUGAAGUAUGUGUGCAGUCAAUGAUUGUUGUUAGUUUGAGUUCUGCAAAACAAACUCAAAUCCAGCUCAUCACUAUGGCAACGCCCAAACGAUGGGGAGACAAAGUUGCUUGGUUGUUAUCAGCAUCAAAUGAACUCACCCCCAUCAGUCAUGGUUUUCGUGGUCACCAAAACAGAUGUGAUGUGUACCAUAGAGAUCCUAUUGUAAUUCCUAAUUCUAUGUUCUGUAAAUUCACCCCCAUCUCACCCAACGAGCCUUUUCCUCAUCGGACCUCUUCUGUGAUUCAAACUGUGGGAGUUCUAUUUGUACAGUCAUAUUAUUUGCCAAGACUGUUAACUACUGGGCCCUAGUUGUCAACUGUUCACCACGCAUUGCAUACCAUUACCUACCAGCCCAUUUUAAAAACCUAAGUGUGACAAAAGCCACACAAAAUAUACGAGUAAAUGUUUGAGAAACCAGAUAAGGACAAGCUGAACAUGGGGAUGGAUUUAAUAUAUAAAGUGUAUUUUUUUAAAGGCUAUGGAAAUAAAAGGUUUAUAUAAACAGUAUAUCAAUAUCUAGAUCACAAACUUGAAGUUUCGUUGCUGUAGAUCAUUUUAAACUGCCCUUGUUUAAGCAGAAAGAUGUAUUUUGUCAUAUUAUUAUUGGCCUUGUCUUUCACCAGAUUUACAAUGGGACUUAAUAUUUCCAUGUAUAUUCUUUUAUUAUUUAGUAUUUGAAUCGUUUUUCUGGUGUUCUUGUUGUGUUAGGACUGUUGAAGUGUUCCAUGUAGCUCUCCCUCAGUGGAGUAUUGAGUGAUGUUGAUCAAGUUAACUAGGGUUAUUUGGAGGGGCCUUCUUCAAUGGUAGGACCCAGAGCCAUAAUGGGUAAGUGCCUAGAGCCAUGGGUAAGUGCCCAGAGCCAUGCCUAUGUAAUCUGGCUGUACAUUCACACCUAAACACCCACUCAAACACUGUAAUCCUUCCCACAGACAUACAGCCAUAGACUGGAACACUGUUUCUCUUUGAUUGAUCCAAAGAGGGCUUUAAAAAACAAGCAACCGUUUAGUACAACUUUUGAUUUGAUUCUUUGAAGUCGUAUUUUGCAGGGAAUUAGAGGAUGCAUGUAUGAUUUGAAGGGUUUGUGUCUCCUCAUGUGGAGUAGGAUGUGUGUAGUUACUUGAUAAACGAUCAGACAUCCAUGUUUAGAUCCAGGUGUGGCUCACUGAGGGACCCAACAACUUCGUUGACCUUUACCUUUUCAUUUCCGUCUGUCCAUUUCAGAUUGUCCAUCAGAGUUCACAGAUGUGUUCUUUCAAAACCUCACUAACUCCUGUUGUUGGUCUCCAUCUGUAAAAUGAGUUUAGUUUCUUUGCUUGUUUAUAAACUACAAUGCUAGCGAACCUGUUGGUUCUACUGGUACAAUAGACCAUACUUUAUCAAGCUUCACUAAGGACUGACAUAUGUAUUUCUGUUCCAAUUGAAAGCACACAAACAAAGUUGGAAGAAAUAAGUAAAAUGCUGUUUGUUUUCUUGCACUGUGUUCAGUAGUGAAAAGAGUCUUGGGCAGUAGUGAUAUACAGUGUGUUGUCAUCACAGAACACAAACCAAUUAAUCAGUCAAUUAUCACACUUCGAGUUUUGUUUUUUGUUCAUUUGAUUUUCUCAUUGCAAAAUCACAUAUUCUUUUCACUUCAUUAUGUUUAAUACAAAGAGUUUGUUGACUUGUUUUGUGCCUCCAUUCAUUCAUUCAUUGUUUGUUUUAGACAUUUGAAUGUUUUUCCAUGAAAGGUUCUCUGCACGCGUUUUAUUAUUGACAUGGUUGUCUUUCAUUUGUUUGUCUAUUGUAGUCACUAUCAUGACUUUAAAUGAAUGCCAAUGUUUUACAUUUACUCAAAUGCUUCUGAUGCGGUACAUGUGUAACGUCUGAAAAAUGAAAUAAAGCAUGUUUAUUCAUCUAA